Apus apus (common swift) is the source of this 4315-nucleotide messenger RNA. RefSeq lists its product as uncharacterized. The transcript is spliced from 20 exons. Lineage: Eukaryota; Metazoa; Chordata; Aves; Apodiformes; Apodidae. The coding region runs from base 22 to 1932 and encodes 636 amino acids. The record is from RefSeq and is a predicted model, not a curated record.
GCCGCCGCCACCGCCACCACCAUGAGCUGCGCCGCGCUGCUGGCGCUCCGGGGGCCGCGGCUGCGGGGGGCGGCCGCCCGCCCGUGCCGCUGGAGCGGCCGGCGCUGGGCCAGCUGCGAGCCCCCGGCGGGCGCCGCGGUGCGCAUCGGCUGCGCCUCGGGCUUCUGGGGCGACACGGCGGCCGCAGUGCCGCAGCUGCUGUACGGAGGGAAGCUGGAUUUCCUCGUCUUCGAUUAUCUCUCCGAGAUCACCAUGUCGCUGCUGACGGCCGCCAAAGCCCGGUCUCCCGCUUUAGGUUACACUCCAGAUUUUGUCUCUGCUGCCAUGGCUCCCUAUAUAAAAGAUAUUCACAGGAAAGGUGUUCGUGUAAUCAGUAAUGCUGGUGGAAUUAAUCCACUUGCUUGUGCAGCUGCCCUUCAGGAGGUGGCAAAGAAGGCAGAUGUUGAUUUGAAAAUAGCUGUUGUUGCUGGAGAUGACCUAAUGAGUGAGAAAGAGAACCUAAAAGGAGCUGGUAUCACUGAUUUAGAGAGUGGCAAACAAUUUCCAGAGAGCAUUCAUAGCAUGAGUGUGUAUCUUGGUGCAAGACCAAUAAGCAGAGCUCUUGACCUUGGAGCUGAUAUUGUUGUGACGGGUAGAUGCGUUGACAGUGGGAUUGUAUUAGGACCACUUAUUCAUUCGUUUGGCUGGAAUAGGGAUGACUUUGACUUGCUAGCUGCGGGAAGCCUUGCAGGUCAUCUCAUUGAAUGUGGUGCUCAGUGUACAGGUGGAAUAUUCACUGAUUGGCAUACAGUACCAGACUGGCACAACAUAGGCUUUCCCAUUGUAGAAUGUUCCUCUGAAGGAGACUUUAUUCUUUCCAAACCACCGGACACAGGAGGACUAAUCUCUUUUGGUACUGUAGCUGAACAGUUGGUGUAUGAAUUAGGUAAUCCUCAACGCUAUCUUUUACCAGAUGUCACGUGUGACUUUUCUGAAGUUUCCAUCACUGAAAUUCCAGGUUUUGAUGGUGGAGCAGUGAAAGUUCAUGGAGCAAAAGGAUCACCUCCUUCAACAUUUUAUAAGGUAAAUGCCACUUAUCUUGAUGGCUUCAGAGCUACUGCUGUCUGUCCAGUGGGAGGUCCAAAGGCAGUACAAAAAGGAAAACGCACUGCAGAAAGUAUUCUGCAAAGGACCCGUCUUAUUUUCAGUCAGCUUGGGUAUGAAGAUUACAGUGCAGUUAACAUACAGGUUUUAGGGUCUGAAGAUACAUAUGGACCUCAUGCUAGAAGGAGUAUAGAUGGUCAGGGUCCUCGGGAAGCUGUUAUUUGGCUUGCUGUACACCAUAAGCAAAAAGAAGCUGUAGAAAUCUUCUCCAGAGAGAUUGCACCAGCUGGAACUGGCAUGGCACCUGGCCUCACUGGAAUUGUUGGAGGGCGCCCCAGAGUGUCUCCAGUUUUGAAGCCAUUUUUUUUCUAUUAUCCCAAAAGCAAUGUUCAGAUCAACCUAUUUUUAAAUGGGCAGCAUGUUGAGACAUUUGAGGAGGAUCUCACAUUUACAUCAAAUGAGGUUGUUUCAUUUGAUCCACCUAAGAUUAGCAGUGAAUUAAAAGAUCUGCCAAGCGGUCCACAUACUUAUCGCUUAGAAGACCUUGCCUAUACUAGAAGUGGAGACAAAGGCAACUCUGCAAACAUAGGUGUGAUAGCACGGCAUCCCCUCUACUAUCCAUACCUAAAGAAAACUUUAACUGCUCAAGCCUUGGAGAGUUACUUCCAACACCUUUUAGAGCGAGAAAAACCCGAAGAAGAACUAGUAACAAGGUACGAGUUGCCAGGAAUCCAUGGAUUAAAUUUUGUCCUCAGGAAUUCCCUUGGUGGUGGUGGCAUAGCAUCGCUAAGAAGUGACCCACAGGCAUGGGAAAGCACUUGGACAGAUGCUGCUGGAUUUCCAGAUUAAAAAUGUUCCUGAUUUAAAAUCACUGAUAGAGUAACAGGUGUCUAGUAUAUAUACUUUUAACGCUGAUUGGUGUAUAAAAAUAUGUUAUAAACAAGAACUGGCUUCUUGAGUGAGAUUUUCUUUUUAAAAGUCAAAGAACAGAAGUUAGUGACAGUUAUCUCUCAGAGGCCUAGCUAUACGGCACAGAUUAGCAAAUGUUUUGAGUAAUACCAGACUAACAGCUUUGUCUGUGACUGAUAACAUUUCCUGUCUAAAUAAUACAUUGGAUGAAGAAUUAAUUAAUUUCCUGUAAAACAGAAUUAAUCAAAUUGCAAGAUAACAUUUAAUUAGGAGUCGAGGUCAUCUUUGUUCCAAGAUGGAAAUUAUCUCCUGUUCAGACCAUCUCUCUUUUCCUUCUCUCAGUCUUUAUUUGAAAGUUAAAUGAACCAAAACAGUUGAGCUCCUGUCAGCAGUGUUUGUCCUGUGCAUAGAGUGAGGCUGGGUAACCUGCUGUUCAUUGCUAUGAAGUCAGCACUGUCUCCUGCUGAAGAACAGCUUUCUCUAAUGGGCAAUGAGGAAAAGUAGUUACUGUUACAGUAUGACUGGUAGUAAAUGCUACCUUUGGUCAGGAUCCACUGACUUCCAGCACUUUGUCCAAUUAAUGACAGACUUUAUGAUUACAGUUUCCAACAUCUCUUACUAAGUAAUCCAUUGGUUGGAAGCACUGACUAGCAGUAAAUUGUAGAUCUUGGCACGGGAAUAAAUUUGAAGAUAAAGACAGGAGAGAGCGCUAUGAGCUAGUCUGCCUGCCUGCUCACUGUUGUGAUGGUGCAUUCCUGACAGGUAGGAAGGGGGCCAUGUGGUGGAGGGAUAGAUACCUUGUUUUGUUUCAGGGCUGUGAAGUUGUUAUUUUGUGCAACAGAGUCCCAUCUGGCUGCACCUCCAAUACUGUGUUCCGUUCUGGGCCCCUCACUACAGGAAGGACAUUGAGGUGCUGGAGCAUCUCUAGAGAAGAGCAACAAAGCUGGUGAAGGGUCUGGAGCACAAGUUUUACAUAGAGCAACUGAGGGAAUCGGGGUGUAGUCUAGAGAAGAGGAGGCCGAGGAGAGACUUAAUUGCUGUCUACAACUGCCUGAAAGGAGGUUGUAAUGAGAUGGGGGUCGGUCUCUUCUCCUGUGUGACCAGUGAUAGGACAAAAGGAAAUGAGCUGAAGAUUGGAUAUUAGGAAAAAUUUCUUCACUGAAAGAGUAGUCAGGCAUUGGAACAAGCUGCGGUCAAGUCGCAAUCCCUGGGAAGUGUUCAAAAAACGUGUAGACCUGAAACUUUGGGACAUAGUUUAGUGGGCAUGGUGAUGCUGGGUUGAUGGUUGGGCUUGAUGAUCUUACAGGUCUUUUCCAACCUUAAUGAUUCUGUGAUUGUCAUUUGCAUUGCCCUUCCCUCAGAAAGGUCCACCGAUGUUCCACAAAAAGGUCUGUUCCCUGCUGUUAAGGAAUACCAUGUUGAAUAUAGUGUGCUCCAUCUCUAUUCUGAUGCCCAGCCUUCACCUCCCCAUCUCCCUUGCUGCACAAUAUAACUAGCAUGUUCAAAUUGGGAUGCUCAUAAACUUCUUCACCUGAUUAAACAGAAACGUAAAAAUCUGUAUACUACUUCCUGGGACAAUACCACUGUGAUAGUUCUGGCCCAGUAACUCUGUAUUUCCUCUGCAGAAGCCAUAUAAAUACUACUCCACAUGUUCGGGAAUUUUAUAUUCAGAAAUUAGUAUUUCCCUUUAUUUUGGGGUGACUGUAUUAAUUGUUAAGUGCUGACAAAAUGAGACGUUACUAAUACCAGAAAAUAAUAUGAAAAGAAGUAUUUUUAAAUUGCCACCAAAACUGUUAGUUUUGCCUAAUCUCAGUCUGUGCUACCACUGUUGCUAAUUUCCUAGUCUCUUGCUUGCUAAUGAGGACUAUACACUGAAUUGUUCCCACCUUUUCUGUGGCUUUAUUCAUUUGAAUUAAGGUAUCAUAAGUGAACAUUUUAUCCAUCUAAGCAUGUUAUUCUGUUAGCAAGUCGUAAGUACUAUCUGUGUAUACAGCAUGAUUCAGUCUAGUUGUAAAAAAAUGAGUCAGUAUUUCAUUGCAGAAAAAUAACCAACUUAAUAACUUCAAAAGGGAAAAGAGCAUGCUGGUUUUAUUAUAUUUACAGUCAUUGAUUGUGAGAGAACCUGUUAAUAAUUUGGAAGCCUGUUUAGCAAAACGGACAAAGGUAUUGAGAGGAAAUAAAAAAAAAAAAAUAGACCUCAGCAAACCUACAAGGAUAAAAAGGCUAUGGUAAAUAUUUGCAGUUCACUCAAUAUGCUGCUUAAGUGACUGUAAAUGUGUAUGCAAUGAUUUUUUAAUAAAAGUGAACAUUCAUAAACUAUAAA